Molecule: messenger RNA, 3565 nt
Organism: Anolis carolinensis (green anole)
Lineage: Eukaryota; Metazoa; Chordata; Lepidosauria; Squamata; Anolidae
Product: C-type lectin domain family 2 member D
Exons: 6
Coding region: 1307-1900 (197 amino acids)
Source: RefSeq, a predicted model, not a curated record
ACUCGUAAGCAUCCUCUGCCCCCUGAUCUUCUAGGCAGAUAGAGCCGGUCAACAUCACUGCGAGGGUGCAGUGAAUGAUGAAUGGUCAUGAGUUUUCUUGUUUUUCUGUCCAAAUUGUCCAGUUCCGCCUGUGUCCAGUUUAUGAUGCCAGCAGUAUAUCUUAUGACAGGUAUGGCCCAGGUGUUAAUGGCCUUGAUGGUGUUGCCUCCAUUGAGCUUGCUUUUGAGAAUUUUUCUGACCCUUUGUGUGUAUUCUUUACUGACCACAGUCUUCACAUGUUCAUGCUUGAUGUUGUCCAGCUGUAAUAUGCCCAGAUAUUUAUAGGCCUCUGGCUGGUGACACCUUAUUGUUUGGCCAUUGGGCAUAUUGAUGCCCUCACUUUCAAUGAUUUUUCCCUUCUUCAAUGCCACUGUCGAACAUUUGUCCAAACCAAACUCCAUGUUGAUAUCAGUGCUAAAAAUUAUUAUUAUUAUUAUUAUUAUUAUUAUUAUUAUUAUUAUUAUUAUUAUUAUUAUUAUUAUUAACAACAUUAAGACUGGGUGGCCAUCUGUCGGGAGUGCUUUGCUUGUGCUUUUGAUGCACAAAGGCAAUAGGGGGUUGGACUAAAUGGCCAAAGGGGUCUCUUCCAACCCUCUUUAUUUUUUUAUGAUGAUGGUGAUGAUGAUUAUUAACAUUGAGGCUGUAUUUGUUCCCGUUUUGUUUGUUUACUUUAAAAUAAGAUAUGUGCAGUGUGCACAGGAAUUUGUUCAUAGAUUUUUUAAAAACUAUAGACCAGCCCUCCAGCGAGCUGAGGGACCGUGAACUGGCCCCGUUUAAAAAGUCUGGGGACCCCCUGAGCCACACAGUGCACAGCAAGGACUUUGUUCCUUCCCCUCUCUCCCUCUUUCGCUUUCAUGUGCUCCCCUCCCAAGGGGCGCGGGCGGGAGAUUUGAAUUUCCAAGUCUCUCUCUUUCUCUUUUGACUCCACGCGGCAAACAAAGCGAGGAGAGGCAACCCGCUCCUUCUUGCCUGAUGAAUCUUGGAGACAGACCAGAAAGGGAGAAUAUCUUCACAGAACAAAGACUGUCAUUUCAGCAAAUGAAAAUGUGGACUAUUUACAUUGAUUAGAAGAGCAGACAAAACAACGGUUUUAUACAGCACUAAAGGGAAAGACUGCAUUGCCAGUUUGGAAGGCCAAAGGCACAGAAUAAAGUGCAUGAUUAAAUGGUAUUUAAAGUUUGUUUUCUCUGAUCAUAUCAUGUGAAUAAAAUCUGCAGCAAGAAUAGGCUUAGUGUGGACAAUUAAGAGCCGUGUAUUCUCAAGAAAAAUGGCUGAAGCUCAUAUAAUAGAAACCCGAAUGAACCUAAAUGAAGAAGAGAAAGGAGCUGAGAUUGAAGAAGUCAAAAUGCCUUUGGGCAGAAGAUCCUGCCGAAAAGCACCUUUUAAAAAAGGGUCUUUCUGGAACAACCGUUGGUGCUACAAGAGUGAAAGAGGGGAGUAUGUCAUACCUGCAACAUGUUUUCAUUCAAUGAUUUUGACAAUGACAGUUAUUAUUAUUAUUAUUAUUCUGAUCCCUGCCAUUUUGUUAGCAGAGAGAAAAAACGAAGUAUGUCCAGAUCUUUUCCCUGCUGUCUUUGCUGAUCCUUGUCCAAAAGGUUGGCUGGGAUAUCAAAUGAAAUGCUACUACUUUUCAGUGAAUGAAGGAAACUGGACCUCUGGCAACAGCCACUGUUCCUCCCACAAUGCCUCCUUGGCUGUGGUCGGCUCCCAAGAAACACUCGAUUUCUUUUUACGUUACAAAAGCCCUCCUGAUCACUGGAUUGGCCUACAGAAAGAUUCAGGUCAACCUUGGAGAUGGAUCAAUGGCAGCAUUUUCACAGAAGGUUUUGUUGCUCCUCAGGUUCUUCACACUUCCAACUGAAAAUGGAAGGAGAUGUGCAUAUUUGAAUCAUAUAGCUGUUGCCAGCUCUAGCUGCACAAGAGAAGAACGCUGGGUCUGUAGCAAAGACAUGUUUAAAAGCAUUGCCUGAACUGCAGAAAUUGAGCCCUGAUUCCUCCUCUACACAUACACUGAAGCCCUUCAAAAUGUACUUGAGUGGAGUACCGAAUCGGAAGGGGUAAAAGAUACAAUGAUCAAGUGGGCACAAGAUCUGGGCCACCCAAUUCUCGGAGAUUGGGAAAAAACUGGAAGAUAAAAUUAAAAUAUUCGAGUUCUUUAAAAUUAAGGGAGAACUGGUAGCAAAUGUUCUUUCAAUGGUUCCUAACCCCACGGAGAUUAUCUAAAUACUAUAAAAAUCAAAAGAAGGAAUGUUGGAAGUGCAAUGCCCAAACAGUGACUUUUUUACAUGUAUGGUGGGAAUGUAAAGGGAUUAAGGGAUUUUGGAAAAGGAUCCACACCCACUCACAAUUUUUUUUAAAAAAAGAAAUUCACUUUUAAACCUGAAUAUUACAUUUUAAAUAUCAUGGACUUUCUGUUAGAAAGAAAUGAAGAUGUAUUAUUUUUCUACAUAACAGCAGCAACAUGAGUCCUCAUAGCUCUAAGAUGGCGCUCCAAAGAAAUUUUGUCAGAAGACUCCUGGAUCACCAAACUAAGGGACUACAUGGAUUUGGACUCUAUGACUUUUCUAUUACAAGAACAUACAAAAACAAAAAACAAAAUACAGACUGGUCACCGGUGGAAAAGUACUUCCGAGAAAAACGUCAUAUUAAUUUUGAGUUGACUACUUUAAUGAGACCAGUUGAAGCAAGAAAAUGGGCACGGGCUGUGGUGCAGGCUGGUGAGCAGCCAGCUGCAACAUAUCACUCUGACCAAGAGGUCAUGACUUCGAGGCCAGCUUGGAGCCUGCAUUUGCCUUUGUCUUUGUUCUAUGUUAAGGCAUUGAAUGUUUGCCUUAUAUGUGUAAUGUGAUCCGCCCUACGUCCCUUCGGGGUGAGAAGGGUGGAAUAUAAAUAUUGUAAAUAAAUAAAUAAAGAGCGGGAAGUAUGGAGACCGAUAUAAGAAAUACUGGAAAUAAUAUUAAUGAAACUUUAUCCCUGUGGAAUCGACAGGAGGUCACCGGCCACACUAAUUCUUUUUCUCUUCUCUUUCUCGCCCCAUGUAAGUAACUGUUGCAUUUGAAAGCUUUUGCUUUUGCUACUCUGCUGCAUUUUGGUGGAAUCUCCCCCAGAGAGGGUUAAAUUGAGUCUAACUGCUCAGAGAUUACCACAACAGUAUUGUCUAGUAGGCUUGAUCGAUCCACGAAAAAUUUGAUUCUAAACUCGUUUCAAAACUAGAGGGGGGCAGCUUUUCGUUUCUGAUGGUAUUUCCGAAUUUGGUCCCCCAAAAAAUUCGAAAUUAACGAAAAUUCGUUAUUUUCUAAAUUAAUUCGUUAAUGGCGGACGCGCAUGCGCAAUUCCCAAAAACAGCACAGAGGGAGAGGACUUUACAGGACUCUCCCACCCUCAUUUUUUGAGUGAUCUUCUUCCAACUUGGUACAGUGGUAGAACACAUUUAACACUGAUAGCUCACCAAAAUUUGGAACGUUUCCCUUAUCCUCUGAUUUUUGGCGAAUUUUCAUAGCUUUUAUAAUAAACCAUUUUUUAAUAA